GAAGAGAAGAUCUACAACGGCUAGAAAUAGAAACUUAAUGUGCUAUUAAUGACAACUAACCAACUAAUUAGAAUCUUCUAUAUGAACCGAAUCUUCUACAGCAAAGCACGGUCAAUUCAAAAUAUUCAUCUCGCUCUCCACAUGGACAAGACAUAUGAUUAUGAAAGUAUAUAAAUAAAUAAAUAAAAAACAGAGCAGAGAAAGACAUCUGAAUUCUUCUUGUUCCGAUACCAUUGCAAUUUGUGAACAGCUUCAAUCCAAUUUCCCAAAACCUCUUAGAAAAUUCUGCAAAACCCACCAAACAAAGAACACCAAGAAAGACAAAAAGCGGGCAAGACUACAAAGCAAAACCAUUUUCUUCUUCUUGUUUUCUUUUUUUUCUUAAACUCUCUUCUUCUUGUUAGUCAAAUCAUUUCCAUAUAUAAGCAAAACCAACCAAGAGAACCUUUAAUAUAAGAAGUAAAAACAAAGAAACAUGGUUUUCAUAGCUUCUAUAAUUGCCUCUCUCGCACCAUACUUAAUCUCAGCAUUACUUCUCUUCCUUCUGCUCGAGCAAGUCUCUUACCUCUUCAAGAAACGAAACAUCCCUGGCCCUCUUUUCGUCCCUCCUAUUAUCGGAAACGCCGUUGCACUCGUCCGUGAUCCCACUUCCUUCUGGGACAAGCAAUCCGCCACGGCUGGCAAAUCAGGCCUCUCCGCCAACUACCUCAUAGGAAAAUUCAUUGUCUAUAUCAGAGACACAGAGCUUUCCCAUCAAAUCUUCUCAAACGUUCGUCCCGAUGCCUUCCACCUUAUAGGCCAUCCCUUUGGUAAGAAGCUCUUCGGUGACCACAACCUCAUUUACAUGUUCGGUGAAGAUCACAAAUCCGUUCGCCGCCAGCUAGCUCCUAACUUCACCCCCAAGGCACUGUCCACCUACUCUGCCCUCCAGCAAUUAGUUAUCCUCCGUCAUCUACGGCGGUGGGAGGAGAGUACCUCCGGUGGAUCUCGUCCAGUGUCACUGCGACACCUUGUCCGUGAACUCAACCUCGAAACUUCCCAGACGGUUUUCGUUGGACCUUACCUUGACAAGGAAGCCAAGAAAAGUUUCCGUACUGAUUACAAUCUGUUCAAUCUCGGAUCCAUGGCGCUUCCCAUCGACCUCCCUGGCUUCUCGUUCGGCGAGGCUCGCCGGGCAGUAGCGAGGCUAGCGGAGACGCUCGCCAUCUGCGCAGGAAAAUCCAAAGCAAGGAUGGCAGGAGGAGAAGAACCAACAUGCCUAAUCGAUUUCUGGAUGCAGGCGAUAGCCACGGAGAAUCCGCCGCCACCACAUUCCGGAGACGAAGAGAUCGGCGGUUUGCUCUUCGAUUUUCUAUUUGCCGCGCAGGACGCGUCCACGUCAUCACUCCUCUGGGCCGUGACGUUGCUUGAAUCAGAGCCAGAGGUGCUGAACAGAGUAAGAGAGGAAGUAGCCAAGAUCUGGUCACCGGAGUCCAACGCCUUGAUCACCGUUGAUCAGCUCGCAGAGAUGAAGUACACGCGCUCCGUAGCGCGUGAGGUCGUGAGAUAUAGGCCUCCGGCAACUAUGGUCCCACACAUAGCUGCUACAGACUUCCCUCUCACGGAAUCGUACACUAUCCCCAAAGGUACAAUAGUCUUUCCUUCGGUUUUCGACUCCUCGUUCCAAGGGUUUACCGAACCGGACCGGUUUGAUCCUGACCGAUUUAGCGAGACAAGACAAGAGGACCAGGUGUUCAAACGCAACUUCCUAGCUUUUGGAUGGGGGCCUCACCAAUGCGUAGGCCAGCGUUACGCGUUGAACCACCUCGUACUCUUCAUUGCAAUGUUCUCGUCGCUGCUGGAUUUCAAGAGACUUCGAUCGGACGGUUGUGAUGAUAUCGUGUACUGCCCUACGAUAUCGCCAAAGGACGGGUGUACGGUGUUCUUGUCCAGGCGCGUCGCAAAGUAUCCUAACCUCUUCUUGAAUUGAUUUUUAGAUUCUUAAAUUUAUUAUUGAUGGUCAAAGUCAACAGUGUGAUUUUAUAACUUUUCGUGAUGUGUCUCUCGAAGUGAAUGGCCCACGAGUGUGUUCUUGUCUUAUCGAAUUUGAGAAGACAUGUCAUUGUUUUGCCAUGUCUUCACCAUAUUUGUGUUGUCUUCCAGUGUGAAAAUCAGUGAUGUUAUAACGUGUUUCAUACUA
Molecule: messenger RNA, 2179 nt
Organism: Arabidopsis lyrata subsp. lyrata
Lineage: Eukaryota; Viridiplantae; Streptophyta; Magnoliopsida; Brassicales; Brassicaceae
Product: cytochrome P450 710A1
Exons: 1
Coding region: 476-1969 (497 amino acids)
Biological process (GO): sterol metabolic process
Molecular function (GO): monooxygenase activity; iron ion binding; heme binding
Source: RefSeq, a predicted model, not a curated record